Messenger RNA from Ficedula albicollis (Collared flycatcher), 1690 nucleotides. RefSeq names its product glutamate rich 5 (gene ERICH5). The transcript has 4 exons. Bases 27 to 641 code for a protein of 204 amino acids. Lineage: Eukaryota; Metazoa; Chordata; Aves; Passeriformes; Muscicapidae. The record is from RefSeq and is a predicted model, not a curated record.
GGGAAAUAUAUUUGCUGUUUCUCAUAAUGGAAGAACUGCCACUUGAUGAAACGACCAACAGCAGACUUAAAACCAGCCAGGAUGUGCUUUACAGGGGAUCAUCCUCAGGUGCAAACACCCUGACUGCAGAUGACCAAACACAGUCGGACCCAGCAGAGCACGCGAGCCUUGCCUCUGAAGAGACCAACCCAGGAGAGCAGCUGCCAGGAGAGGAGGCUUCAGCCACCAUCCUGGACGUGGAGGGGAACACAGAGUCUGUCAAUAAAAGGGAGGAGCCAGAGGGCACCGAGCCCCUGCCUGCAGGAGAGGAGGAGAGCUCUGAGCUGCCCUCUGUGUGGCGAGAGGAGAGCAGGGGGCCUUCACCGCCAGCACCAGGAGAAGAUACUGGGGCACCAUCUCCAGGAGCAGCAGAGGACAGUGGGCUGGCAGAGGGCAGUGACAGCUCUGUAGUGGAAGUCAUCGAGAAAGUACAUAUUACUGAAGAGGACCACCUCACUGAGGGUGAGACGGGAGAACAGGUGGAAACUGAGCUGCUCAGUGAGACAGUAAGUGAAGGGCCUGAAACAAAAGAAGAAGAAACAGGAGAAGCUGUGGAUAGUGCAGCAGCGACAGAGAUAGAGACAGCUAAUAACAAGGAAUAGAAGUUAUGUCUUAAUGAACAUCCUCUUCUUGCACCUGCUCUUCUGUUCACAUGAAUUUUUUAAAAUUUUAUUGGGCUGGGAAAAGAGAAAGGAUUUUAUGGAUUAAACCACAAGCUGCAGACGCAUGAACAGGAGGCAUCGGAAAUGGUUUUACAUAAUACAGAUUUUUUUGAGUCAAGCUGCCAAGACUUCAAGUGUUUGAAAUACCCAAACUUUUGUCUCCCUACCAGAGUGCCUUCUAUACACACCAGGAUAAUUUUUCAACAGCAGUAUGAUCAUUCCUUUUUCAAUUAGGAGUUUUUCCCAGGUUCUGAUAACUGACUUCAAAUCGUUGAAACCUUCAACCAACAUUACAUAGGAUAAAGAAUAGAGUGUAGCUUUUCUGUCUUUAAAUGAUUGUAUGUAGGCAGUUCCUCCAAGUGCCUGGAUUACCAAUGUAGGCAGAUGCUGAAGUGUACAGCAUGUAGAGGACUGGCAGAGGAAAGUGGUCAUUUACCAAGCUCUAACUCAAUGCAGAGGUGAGUUUCCAGAAAACAGAAGAUAACAGAGUGCAGUGUCCAGGACCCAGCUGUGCGGGUCCCCAUUUUUAAAUUCAAAUUUAUUGAAGGGAUUGUAAUACAAUAUAUGUGAUGACUUCUGCAGGAGCAGGGAGAAGAUGGCAUUUUUAACUGAGUAGGAUGUUUUAGUUGUAUAAAUCCUAGAAGAUAAUUUCACAGCUGUUAACAUUCAUGGUCAAUAAUAACCUGUCUUCAGCUGGCAGCUCUCCUCAUAUCCAUUUGUGGCUUCUAAAAUGGAUUUCUAAGAGAGAAAAUACAAACCUGUCUAAGAGACAAAUAUAAGCCUGUUCCCAAAGAAAAGGUUACCUAUUACAUAUUUAACUGUAGUGCUGCCCUCUUGGAAAAGUAUGCUAUCAGAGACUGUCUGGGUUAUUUUCCAAAAUGCUAAAUAAUUAUUUUGGAGAUGAAGCUGAAUGGCAAUAUUUUCAAACAAAUUUCCUGUGAAAACAGGCCCUGGAUAUGAUUUGUGCUUUGGGUCAGAUAAAGAGCAGA